Molecule: messenger RNA, 1233 nt
Organism: Pyricularia pennisetigena
Lineage: Eukaryota; Fungi; Ascomycota; Sordariomycetes; Magnaporthales; Pyriculariaceae
Exons: 1
Coding region: 1-1233 (410 amino acids)
Molecular function (GO): oxidoreductase activity
Source: RefSeq, a predicted model, not a curated record
AUGACCAAAGAAAAAUCCAUCGGUGGCAGCAUCGGCGUUGGUGAGGACCACGUCGCCGCCGUCAUCCGCGCCAUGGCCCCGGUAGACUUCUCCGCGGCGUUUGACAAGUCCGGCGUCGCGGGCAAAGUCAUCCUGAUCACCGGAGGGGCCUCUGGUCUAGGCGCGGCGUUUGCGCGCGAGUGGGCCUCGCACGGCGCCUUCAUCUUCGUCGCGGACCUGGACGACAGACGCGGCGAGGAGCUGGCGGCCGAGCUGCGCCGCACCACCGGCAGCCCACACCACCACUACCAGCACUGCGACGUGACCGACUGGGCCAGCCAGGUCGAGCUCUUCAAGGCCGCGGUGCGCGCCAGCCCGACGGGCGGCAUCGACGCCGUCGUCCCGAACGCGGGCAUCGGGCACGACUCCGGCAGACCCGGCGAGCCGGGCAACUUUGGCGACCCGCUGGACCUGGACGGGGAGGCGCCGCCGCCGCCCAAGACAAAGGUGCUCGACGUCAACCUCACCGGUGUCUUGUACACGGUCCAGCUGGCCAUCUUCUGGCUGCUCAAGAACCCGGCGCCUCAGAAGGACGAGGAUCCAGAAGCGCCGGGAGCCCACGCGACAGACAGCGGCGAGACCAGCGAGGACAAGCAGAAACGCAUCGCCAGGUGGCACAAGCAGCGCGACCGCCACAUCCUCCUCAUGGGGUCCAUCGGCGGCAUCAUGCCGCUGGCGGGCUCGCCGCAGUACACGGCGUCCAAGCACGCGGUGACGGCGCUGUUCCGCUGCCUCCGCGUGACGUGCUUCUGGCGCGGCAUCCGCGUCAACAUGCUCAUGCCGUGCUUUGUCGACACGCCCAUGGUGCCCAACGGCGUCAUGUUCCUGCUGGCCGGGGGCGGCAAGGCGACGGUGGAGGACGUGGUGGAGGCCGGGACGCGGUUCAUGGCGGACAAGGACGUCUGUGGCAGGGCUGUGGUCGUGGGGCCGCGGAUGAAGGUCGAGGACCUCGGGAUCGAGGAGGGCCAGAGCGCGAGGAUCGUAGAGAUCGAGCCGGGCCGGACCAACACCGGCAGGGGUGGGGUUUGGCCCGGCAGCCAGGCGGCGUGGGAGUGCUACGCGCACGACUAUGAGAACUGCGAGACGUUUGUGUACCGGUACACGCGGGUGCUGGCCGGGUAUACUGUGCUGAGGGGGUGGGUGGGUUGGUGGAGGGAUGUUUUUGCCCUGAUGUUUAGAAAGUCAUCAGCCUGA